CCACGCUCCAAUAACACCCUUCCGUUUCAACUUCUACAAAGUCAAUCAAUUACCAUAGUGUCAACCCUCCAAAGUUAAUUUCAGAGCAUUUCAUGUUUUAAAUGGAAUCCUUUUUCCCCCAUCCUCUCCCUCCCACUGUCUCCAAAGUCAACUCUUCUCUAUUCUUCCAUACCUUCCCUUCGUCUUCACACUUUUCCCUUACCUCCUUUCCUUCUUUCUUCUUAUCUUUUUCAAUUCCCCUGUUCUCGUCCAACUCGCUCUCCUCCUCCAUGGGCAACGGCUUGGCAAAGCUGACCCACUGCUUCUACCCAGCCGCCUGCGCCGCCACACCGUCGGCUUCGGAGCCUCACGACGAAGGUCUCGGGCACUCCUUCUGCUACGUCCGCCCCGACCUCUGCCUCUUGCCUUCCUCCUCCAACGACGAUCCCACCAUCUUCCACUCCAUCUCUGGCGCCGCUGUCAGCGCAAACGCCGCCACCGCGCUCUCCACCGACCCCUCCUCCAUCACUACCGCCUCCUCCUUCGCUUCCGCAGCCGCCUUCGAAAGCUCCACCUCCUUCUUCUCCGUUCCCCUUCAACCCGUUCCCCGCUUCUCCGGUCCCCUCUCCGACCGUGGCUUCCUCUCCGGCCCCAUCGAGCGUUCUUUCCUUUCCGGCCCCCUCGACAAACCCGCCCAUACCACCCUCCGUCGCUCCCGCUACUCCGCCUCUUCGCUCCUCCGCCGCAUCUCCCGAGCCAUCGGUGCAGCCCCUCGAGUAUCCACCGUCGCUCCCAAGGACUCCGACUCCGUCGACACCAGCAGCAGCGUCGAGGACGCCUCUGCCUCCACCGGCGAGCCGGACAGCCAUUGGGCCCAGGGAAAAGCAGGCGAAGACCGCGUUCACGUGGUCGUGUCCCGCGGCUGGGUCUUCGUCGGCAUCUACGAUGGCUUCAACGGCCCAGACGCCACCGACUACCUCCUAUCCAAUCUCUACCCCGCCAUCAAGCGCGAGCUCAACGGCUUGCUUUGCGUAGAAAGCCGCGAAUUUUCCGAUGAUUGCUUCCAACUCAAUGGUAAAAAAGGGAACAUUUUGGAAGUAGAACAUGCCCAAAUUCUAAAGGCUCUUUCUCGUGCUCUGAGGAAAACAGAGGAUAAGUAUUUGGAGGUAGCCGACAAAAUGAUGGCCGAGAAUCCCGAGCUUGCGCUGAUGGGUUCUUGCGUGCUUGUAAUGCUGAUGAGAGGUAAAGAUGUGUAUUUGAUGAACGUUGGAGAUAGCCGAGCAGUUUUAGCGAGGACUAGCUCUGAAGAAGAGGGAAUCAUCAUUGACGAUGCUUUGAAUGAUUAUGGAGAAAGGAUGGUUGAUCUGCGUACUUUGUCUGCUCUGCAACUUACUAUGGAUCAUAGCACUUGUGUUGAACAUGAAGUUCGCAGAAUAAAGAAAGAACAUCAAGACGAUGCUUCAGCCAUUGCUAAUGAUCGUGUGAAGGGUUAUCUGAAAGUUACAAGAGCCUUUGGCGCCGGAUUUCUGAAACAGCCUAAAUGGAAUGAUGCUCUUCUCAAAAUGUUCAGAAUAGACUAUAUUGGCACUUCUCCAUACAUAACAUGCAAUCCAUCUCUAUAUCACUACAAGCUCAGCGCAAGAGAUAAAUUCUUGAUAUUAUCCUCUGAUGGUCUCUACCAGUACUUGACCAAUGAUGAGGUAGUCACAGAAGUAGACCUGUUCAUUUCAACAACUCCUGAAGGUGAUCCUGCACAGCAUCUUGUUGAAGAAGUCCUCUUUCGUGCUGCAAAGAAAGCAGGGAUGGACUUCCAUGAAUUGCUUGAGAUACCGCAAGGGGAUCGAAGGCGAUAUCAUGAUGAUGUUUCAGUAAUUGUGAUCUCCUUGGAGGGAAAAAUAUGGAGGUCUUUUGUGUAAAUAAAUAUAUUAGUAAGUGAACAAGUGUAGAGUUUUACAGAUGAUCUUGAGCUUAUUCUUCAUUCUUUUCAUUAUUGAGGCAACUCUGGCUACCAGAUAAGCUCAGAGAAAGACAAGAUUGACUUUACUGUAAAGUUGGAAAUUAAGUUAUUCAAUUCAAUUAUUAUAGUUCAAAGACAAUGUAAUCUAUCAUUCUAAACGAAUACAUAAUUUUAUUUAUUUUUCAAUUCA
Dendrobium catenatum is the source of this 2126-nucleotide messenger RNA. RefSeq names its product probable protein phosphatase 2C 23. NCBI's taxonomy places the organism in Eukaryota, Viridiplantae, Streptophyta, Magnoliopsida, Asparagales, Orchidaceae. The transcript is spliced from 4 exons. Gene Ontology annotation, molecular function: protein serine/threonine phosphatase activity. Gene Ontology annotation, biological process: protein dephosphorylation. The coding region runs from base 102 to 1895 and encodes 597 amino acids. The record is from RefSeq and is a predicted model, not a curated record.